CGAGGACGUCUUUCUCCCUAAGCAGACGUGGAAAUACACCUGCUUCCUCAAAGCACGACAUCCGGUAAGUCUACGCCUGGAUCCUUUCCACGAAGAAUGUACGGAUUCGACCACGCGUAUUCGCCAGUGUCGAAACUCGCGCCGCUUUCCAGGUUAUCUUCGAACGUUCGUUGCGCUCGUUUCUAUCGGGCUUCCACCGCGCAUCGACUUGGACCUGACCGGCGCAGUGCGAGAGGGCUACGCGCGCGCCAACCCUCGACGAUAACUGCAGCUGCAGUUAGCUUCGAUGACAUUCCUCGAUCUGGUCUAAAUGGUAAGGCGCUGAUGUUCCCUCCGAAGAAAGAUUUUCCGACCCGCGCAGAGGUACUUUCAUCCAUACCUGAGGAUUGCUUUAAGAAAGACACUGGAAAGUCCAUGUUCUAUGCUGCUAUUUCUACUUUGAUGACGUUUGGUUGUGGUGUGCUCGGGUACCUGUACAUUCCUUUAAGCUUGAACUUUUGGCCAGUAUGGCUGGCAUACGCUGCUGUCACCGGCACCAUUGCCACUGGCUGCUGGGUGGUCGCACACGAAUGUGGGCACAAUGCAUUUUCUGACAAUCGUUUCAUUCAAGAUCUUGUUGGUUACACACUUCAUUCUCUUCUCCUGGUUCCGUAUUUCAGCUGGCAACGAUCUCACGCAGUUCACCACUCUCGAACAAACCAUCUAACAGAGGGUGAAACACACGUGCCUUACAUUAAGGGUGAGCGUAAGGGUACACUAAAUCUGAAUCUUCAUGACAGCAUAGGGGAGGGCCCAUUCGCGUUUGUGCAGCUUUUUGCUCAUCUCAUUUUCGGUUGGCCAGCUUAUCUCCUCACUGGGGCGACAGGUGGCUCUGCGCGAGGUAUCACGAACCAUUUCUUACCCAUGAUCAACUCUGGUCCCGUCGAGCUAUUCCCGGGCAGCUGGAAGAAUAAAGUUUGGUGGUCGGAUGUAGGCGUUGCCGGUGUAUGUGUGGUCCUUGCCUCGUUGCUCUCUCAAGUUGGUCUUUCAACUGUUGCUGCCCUUUACUUCGGUCCCUAUAUGUUUGUCAACGUCUGGCUCGUGCUCUACACGUGGCUACAGCAUACCGACACAGAUGUGCCCCAUUUGGCUUCUAGUGAGUGGUCUUAUAUCAAGGGGGCAUUUCUUACAAUCGACCGUCCAUAUGGUGCUCUGUUUGACUUCUUGCAUCAUCGCAUCGGUAGCACGCAUGUGGCACACCAUGUUGAAUGUGCUAUCCCUCACUAUAACGCACUCAAAGCGACUGACUCGCUUAAGGCUCAAUUUCCUAGUUUGUAUCUCUACGACUCAACCCCCAUAGCUUCUGCUCUUUGGCGUGUAGCAUCUAAGUGCGUUGCAGUCGAACAGCGGGACACUGGAAGAGACAUAUUGUGGACAUUUUCUGAUAAGAAAAGCCCUCUUCAUAGUACUGCUGCCUCAAACAGCAUUGCAUGAGCUUAUCUUUGCGAAGUAGAAACAUAGAAUCACUUCAUGUUGACAACUUUGACAACAUAUAUAAAUACUAGAUAAAGGCGCAACAUGGAAGUAGAGUUCUAUAAAAGAAAACCUUCUAACGA
Micromonas pusilla CCMP1545 is the source of this 1595-nucleotide messenger RNA. RefSeq names its product plastidial delta 12 fatty acid desaturase (gene FAD6). The record is from RefSeq and is a predicted model, not a curated record. Gene Ontology annotation, molecular function: oxidoreductase activity. The coding region runs from base 97 to 1473 and encodes 458 amino acids. Lineage: Eukaryota; Viridiplantae; Chlorophyta; Mamiellophyceae; Mamiellales; Mamiellaceae. The transcript has 4 exons. Gene Ontology annotation, biological process: lipid metabolic process.